Molecule: messenger RNA, 870 nt
Organism: Solanum dulcamara
Lineage: Eukaryota; Viridiplantae; Streptophyta; Magnoliopsida; Solanales; Solanaceae
Exons: 1
Coding region: 1-870 (289 amino acids)
Source: RefSeq, a predicted model, not a curated record
AUGAGUGACAUGCCUGAUUUUAAAUUCCAUCCUAUGUGCAAAGCAUUGAGAUUGACUCAUUUGGUCUUUGCUGAUGACCUCAUGAUCUUUUGUAAAGUGGAUUUGCAAUCAGUCACUAGAGUUAUGAAAGCUCUUAAGUACUUUAGUUCAGCCUCUAUAUUAGUUGCCAAAAUGGAGAGGUCAAGCAUCUUCUUGGCUGGGGUUGAUGAAGCUACAAACAAUGCUCUCUUGGAGAAGACUAGCUUUGUUCAAGGCUCAUUUUCUAUCAGAUAUUUAGGACUUCCUUUAUCCCUCAAGAAACGGAACAAGCUUGACUGCAACAUAUUGAUAGAUAAGAUCACUAACAAAAUAAAUACUGGGUGUUCCAAGCUAUUGUCCUAUGCUGGGAGGUUACAAAUACUGAAUGUUGUCUUAUUUUCUAUUCACAAUUUUUGGGGUGCCAUAUUCAUCUUGCCACAAAGUGUAUUGAAGGAGGUGGACCAGAGGUGUAGGAAGUUUCUUUACGGAGGCUCGGAGGAAAGGAAGAAGGUCAAUAUGGUAGCAUGGGAUAUAGUAUGUGUACGUAAGUGCAAUGGAGGACUGAACAUAAAAGGUUGCAAGAACUGGAACUUAGCUUCUGUUGGUAAAUUGUUAUGUCAACUGGUGGUGGAUAAGGAUUCCUUAUGGGUGAAGUGGGUGCAUGGCAUUUAUAUGAAAAAUGACUCGUCAAUUUGGGAACAUCAAUAUCCUCAGGAUUGCAGUUGGUACUGGAAGAAGCUAAAUUCUUUAAAGGAUGGCAUGAGAUCGUGGUAUACGCAGGGGAGAUACAACCUAUCAUUAGGAGGGAAGUACUCUAAUUCGAAGAGCUACUUGGCUAUCUUGGGAAGUUAA